AACCUCUGCCAUUUAAACGCGUCGUGCAUUACCACAGCGGGUUCAUUUCGCUGCGUGUGCAACUCGGGAUUCAGUGGGAACGGUUUUGACUGUAGUGAUAUAAAUGAAUGUUCCUUUGGUACACAUCUUUGUAGCAGUGCAGCAAACUGCCUCAAUACACCCGGCUCGUACAGGUGCAGUUGUUCAGCGGGUUUUACAGGAAAUGAGAAGUCAUGUCAUGAUGUCGACGAGUGCGCAAGCGAAACUCACAAUUGUCAUGAGCAUGCAUCGUGCAGAAACACCGCUGGUCCCUAUGAUUGCAAAUGCAAUCAGGGUUACCAUGGAAAUGGGCUCAACUGCACAGACAUCGACGAAUGUUCUUCGCACAAUUACAGCUGUCACUCAAAUGGGAAUUGUGUGAAUUUUCCAGGAUCGUUUAAUUGCACUAGCCAGAAUGGAUUCACAGGUAAUGGUUUUGACUGCAAUGAUAUCGAUGAAUGUCUUUUGAAAGAGGAAUAUUGUGGAAUCAGACAUCUUGUGUUAAUCCGUUUGGCUCUUUCUCUUGCACCCCAGACUGUAAGCUGGGUUUUGCCGCUAAUGUAAGUGGAUGCGUGGACGUCAACGAAUGCGAGCUCAACGAACAUAAGUGUGAUACGAAGUCUUCAUUUAUCAACUCGGAUGGUUCUUAUCACUGUAAUUGUCUGCAAGGAUACACUGAAGAUGGUUUCAAUUACACUGAUAUUAACGAAUGCACCUCUAACGUUCACCCUUGCAGCAAAAAUAGAACAUGUCGCUACUCACCUGGGUCGUACUAAUGUGUUUGCGAUGAAAAACUUGACAGCUGUGUUCCAAUCAAUGGCUGCUUUCCGGGGCGUCAUAGAAAUGCCAUUUGCACUGAAGUCAAUGGUUCAUUUAUUUGCAAGUGUAUAACUGGAUUCAUUGGUGAUGGACAACUCUGCACAGGUAGUUCAUACCUCUUGUUUGUAUGCGGCGUGCAUUUGAGGUGUAACCAGGCAACAGUUUCGUCCCAUGUUAGUAAUGAUAUGGACUCCGGAAUUCGGGAAAAUUUUGGCUUGUCGAAUCCGGAUUUCCGGGCUUUGGAAUCCAUUAUUCAGCACAAGGAAUCCGGAAUCCCACUGACGAUUAGAAUGCGGAAUUUAACUGCCACUGACAGAGAAUCCGGAAUCCACAGAGUUGUUAUUAUGUGGGUUUUAUUUAGUCUGAAGUUGAUUUCGGAUGACGCAUUUUUGGCUACGUACGCAGGUUAACGCACGUAAAUUUAAUCACGUAAAUAAAACAAAGGCAAGAUAAAAAGUACUGAGCUUAACGGAGAAGUUGAGCGAGGUUCAACUUUCAUGCUUACGAGCGACCUUUCACGCAUUGCCUCUAUUUUAGGGACCGAUUUUUGAUUUCUGCACUUAUUAGUCUUAAUUUUACCUAGAGGGUCGAUAAUUCCACUAUUAAACACUGAAGAAUUAAAAAUAAUUUUAUGGGCAGUGUCAUAGAAAGGAGCUAAAAACCUUAAGUUCAAUUUUGAUUAUUAGUUUUAGCGUCUUUUGUGUAUUUCAAAAGAUUGAAAUCUUAUAUCUUUGAUUAAUACUUCGUGUUAUCCACAGACUACCAGUUCAUCGACCUCUCUCUGAUAAUAUUUUGACACUAAAAUGCAAGUUGCAAAUUUAUCUAUGGAAAAGUUACUAGAACUUCUAUUUUGUCUAAAAAUAAUGUUGACCUUGUAAUUCACAGCAUCGGAACAUUGCAUUAGACUGUUUUAAUAUUCUACAAUUUGCAGCAUAUUUGAAAACACAUUUUUCUUUCACUUAUUUUUAUAUACACGUAUCUUUCCGCUACAGUUAUUUUUCUGCUGGUAUAAAUAUGUUUUAAGCAUUGAAAUUGAAUUCUUAUUGAAGAGCAGGUGUUAGGGGCUUUUCUUAGGUAAGACGCGUCUUAGCUAAAUUUCAAAUGAAAUGUGCCUCUUAUACGGGAUGGUUUGAGUCUUAUUUAGGAUGUGCCCUAUGUAAGACUACCCUGCAAGCAGACUAAAAAGGCUACAUUUCGCUGUGUGAACUGGAGUGCGAAAACUGGCCUCUGCCAACAACCGUUCAAUUUUCUAUCGUGCAUGAGCAAAAUUCAUCACCCGAUUCGCAAGCAAAAUUAAUUGUCAGGUCUGACGUCAAAUCACGCCAGAUUCACGAGAUAAAAAAUUGUGACAACUCUGAUCUGCUACCCAAGACUCACACAAUGCUCUAAACCGGUCAAGAACAGGAAAAAAACGUUUUUUUUUAAUUUGUUUGUCCAGAUUUCUGGACGGAUUUGAACGGUUGUCGGCAGAGGCUACUUUUCGCACGACAGCUCACACAGCGAAAAUUUAAUGUAGCUUCUGCUCCCGGGGUAACGUAAGACGCCUCUUAUUCUUGCACGUUUAAACGGCCCUAUUGUUCAAAUGCUCAUUAAUUCGACCAAUAAUUACGCCAUCUCUCAAUCGAGAUCUUCGCUUAGAAGUAUAGUUGUGUAGUAAAAUCACCACAACUCUUUAGAUAAGGAAUAUAAUACGUGGUAAACAAGACUAUUCCAAAACACGUACACUACCAACGAGAAGAAAAGUUUGAGGCUCAAGAAUUUGAGAUCUGUUCACUUUAGAAAGGCGCGAAAAUAAUCGUGACCGGGAUCACGGUUUUUUAAAUGAUAAGCUUAAAUAAAAGUUUGCUCUCCUUACCAAACAUGCGCCAAAAAUAGGUAAUGCGAACAGAGAACAUCUCAUUAUAUCGCCGAUUGUAUCACAUGGAUCUGAAACAGAAACCCAAAUCAGGUAAAAUUAUCCCUCAUCUUCUGGACUCUAAGCUUUUAAGUAUAAACGCAAAGUGGAAAAAACAGAAACCACUUCAAAAACCCUACACCACCAUAAGCCAAGCACAAAUUCGUAAAAUAACGGCGACGAUACGAAUACUUUUGCAAGUUGUAAUUAAUGAUUAAAUCAAAGCGUGGUUAACAUAUUAUAUACUAACACCGGUUUGCAAAUCUGCAAAAUUUAAUUUAGCUUCUACAUGUAUCUCAUCCGGUUUCUAGCAGGACAGAUCAUUACGGAGAAAUUUAUUUAAAACUGGUAUCAAAACCAAAACAAGAUGACUUGGGCACUAAAACGAUCGCUGCUUACCUCUUAUCAGAUGGAAAAACAAAACAAUGUCCUUUGAAAGCAGAUCUUAUAGGUUAUAUUAAAAGGAAGUGCUAUUUUGCAAGAUUACGCUGAGCUUGCUGAACGUCCAUGAAUGGUCCAUGAAUGCUCCAUGAAUGCACAAGUACGUCAGCGGUUACCGUGCUGACCGCAUCACAAGAUUGCGUUUAAUAACUCAAGCGUGAUUACAACACGUGCCAAGUUUUAAAAGUCAGUAUCGGACAAUCGAAUUAUAUAAUUUUUCAAUUUAAUGUGUUUUACGUUUUUGUUAAAGCUCACCCUUGAGUUUUAAAGCCGCCAUCCCGCGAUCUCGAAGGAAGGUUAGCCCCCUCCGCAGGCAGGACAGGAGGCUACAUCUGACCUAGCAAAACCGCAACAGUGAUCAAAAUAAGUAUGAUGACGGAGGGUGUUAUUUGCAGGUUGCAGGUUGCUGGUUAGAAUUUCAAGUACGCGCGAACGGUCAACGCGAAACUGAUUUUGUGAAAAAAAAACAAAACAACAACAACAACAACAACAACAACAGCGUCACGUCACUUAACAGCGUCACGCAAACCGCAAAUAGUCCCAGGAAAUUGUUUUUUGCAGGAGCCCAUGGGCUCUAGACGUGCUACAAGUCGACUUGAGUUAGAUUUUGCAACCGGAGCCCUAUAGAUCAAAAUUUCUCAGCUUCACACUUUUAAAAAUAACAAGGAAUGCUAAAAAAAAAAGGAUGUGGAAAUUUCCACGUGCCGGCCAACCACGGCGUUAGAAUUUGAUACGUGACAGAAGGUCACGCCGAACGUGUCACGCUUAUAAUACUUCCAAAACAGUACACUUUCAAAGGAACAAAAUAAAAAGAACGUACCUAAAGAGAGCAACGCACACAUUGAGGGCCAGUCGGAUGUAAUUCAUCGCAUGAUCUGCAAUAACAUCAAUAUUUUGCUUUCUGUUGAAAUUCUCCAUCACACCCUCCACGUGCUCGACCACGGCGUACUGAUUCCAACAAGAACCAUACAUUACCGGGGGUGGGGGGGAAACACUCCCUCAUUUGGCCUAUACGGGUAUGUGCCGCUGAACAGGGUAUGGUUUUCAGGGUCUUGAGUCUUAAACAGGGUAUAUAAUUUCACUACUGGGCGUCUUGAACAGGGUGUCUUUUUAGACCCGAAGCCUUAAACAGGGUGUGAAUUUUGGUGGUGUGCGGUGUGCGUGACGCUGUAACUGAAAGACAGUUUUUAUUCUCAAAAUCACUUUAGCGUUGACUGUUUGUGCGUACUUCAAAUUCUGACCUGCAACCUGCAACCUGUAACCCGCAAAUUACACCCUCCGGUAUGAUGAAAAAUCAAACUCUUCUUCCUAAGAAGCCGGGGGGAGGGUACUCCCGCGAAUUUUGGAUAGGGGUGUGCUGCGAAGGUUCGUGAACCCUAACCCUAUUUAAGGACUAAGAAAGCGAAAACUGAUACCCUUUUUAAGGCCCAAAGCCGAAAAAUUACACCCUAUUCAAGGAAAGAACAAAAUUAUUCAUAGCAUGGAAAGGAAAACUCUAUUUCUUGGCUGUAACAUUGGAUGUAUAGCAUCAAGCAUAGAAUACUAGAAUACUUAAACGGAUACAUCAAGUUUAAAAGAAACUGUUCGUUUAGGCGGGCAUUUUCACACUGCAGUAUUAGAUAACUGACAAUUAAGCUACCCUAUCUAAGGACCACACCAGGGACACAGAAACAAAAGGGUAAAAAAAGAUACCCUAUUUAAGGACCGAGAACCUCAAAAACCAUACCCUAUUCCGCGCCUCGUACCUAUAUAGCCCAUAUAUGGGAGUACCCCCCCCCCCCGGACUAAGAAGUCAAGGAUGAAAGUCGCAAGAAGGCCAAACCGCGCCAUUUACUCAUCCUUGAUCUAAAAGGGGGGAGGGACAUGAUCAGGGAGGGCGGAAUCUUAAUUUUUUCUCUACUUUAUAUUCGAGACUGAAGCACUGUUCUUCACCUUUACCGAGUAGUCUCCACCGGAGUUCUUUAGGUACAGAGGAACCUCGAUAUAGCGAACCUCUGAACCCUACGGAUAGUCAGUCAAAUGUGUGAAAAAACAUCUCGUUAUAACGAAACCUCGUUCUAGCAAACAAUUUUUGCCAGUCCCUUGGCACUUCGUUAUAUCGAGUGGUUUCACUGUAUCGUGAAUUCCUUACAGUGUUCUCUAGCUAGUGAGCCUGGCCGGCCUAUUGCAUGCACUCAUAGCAAGUGUGUAAUAGGCUGAUUUAAUAGUCCUAUCGUAGACCAGGUUCUACCUGGACUUAGGAUACUCCCCUUCGGCUCNCCCCCCCCCCCCCCUCUCAUAUAGAUAUGUGUCGCCCCAAACUGGUACAGAUUUUGCCUACCACCGAAUAGACCUCUUCAAAUUCCAUCAGUUUUAGACGCCAGGUCUGAAAAUGAGUGUGGAAAGUAGCAUUUCUUGGACUGAUCUGCAGGCUCAGCGUUUGGAGAACCGGGCGGUACACCACCACCAAGAACUGCAAAGAGUAACACCCCGGGAGACACCCCUGCUGCCUACAGUCCUCAAUGGCAAUACCCCACGAGGAAAGGGGAUAAGUAGGUACAAGCUACAAUACUAGACUACGAGUAGUCCCCCAUUUUUCCUCAGGGAUAGUAGCGAGCGAAACGCGAGCGCGCGUGAAGAUCACUAUCUACUAUCUAAUCUACUAUCCCUGAGGAAAAAUGGGGUACUACUCGUAGUCUACUACAAUACCAAAUCGAUCACGCUUAUUUUAUGGGUAUCAUAUUACCUUUUCCACAAGGAAACGUCACACCCACAUCGUUUCCUGCUAGGUUUUGAAGUGAGAGCUUUCCAAAUUGAUAUGUUUUGUUACAAUUAACCUCGCGUGGAGAGCCAGUGUGCUUCAUGCUGUCCACAAGUGAGGUAAGUUUGUAAGAGUACAGUAUUUAAAAUAAACAAGGAUCCAGUGGUUUGCUUCCCCUGGUACCAACGAAAGUAUUUUACGUUAGGAGAGACUUGCCAUUUUAGCCGAUGAAAAGCCUUGACGUUUCGUAUGUAACAACAUACAUCUUCAGAAGUGACUGUUAAAAAGGUUACAGUAAAAUUUUAACAUCUAGAAAAAAAGCUGGAAGCUAAUAAACAGGUGAAAACAUUAACUAAUGACAACAAAUGAUAAUGACAGACUCAAUCUGAAGUCAGCAGGAAAUUAACAGAUUGUUCGAAAAUUUUUACAAAGCGUGGAUUCAGACCGGUUUCGAAUUCCUCCGUGCGGAAACGAUCAGCUACAUUGUUUGAAACAGUAAAGAGAAACAGCAUGCACUGGGGUUUCAAGCGCAGAGUUGCACAACUCGGUCACGCCCCCCGGCCACCUCAGGCGUGCGUUAAAUAUGUUCUUCCAACGAUCUCGAAAAGAAGCUUAGCCACUUAACUGCAAAAGAAACCGUAUUUUUGCGUAUUCAAGUUCACGCGAACAGUCAAAUAAAAGGUCUGGAGCGAGGCUGAAAACGGAAAGCUAAAAGAAAAACCGACUGUUUUGCAUUCUACAUGGUCACGUUCUAGUGUUUUUAUUCCCAGUUUUAAAACUAACCUUUCAAGAAGAUUAAGUGAAAGCUGAAACAGCUUAUUUGUGACAGUGGAUAAACUUUUAGGGAAAUUGAUGUCGUGUACCCAACUUGGCACGACUUGGUUUUCUCUUCAUUAUUUGAGUAGCCUCUUAAGAAUGGAAGGAUAGGUAAAGGUAUAAUGACUGAAUGAACAAUUACCAAAGUAACUUAAUUGCCCUUUGAUGUAAUUUUAGUUCUUAAAAUUGCUUUCGCAAUACUGUAAUAGUAUGUACAUGUAUGGUCAUGUAAUUAAAGCUCGUUGCUGUUCAGUGUUGUGAUUAAAAGAACGAGCCAAUCUAUGACCGACAUUUAGAUCAAACGUCAGCCGUUAUCGCAUUGUAAGUAAUUCAUCGAUUUCUUCCCUCAUCACAAACGGUUCGAAAACGGAUAGUGAGUGGCACGGCCAGACUUUUUUGAGUGGAUGGACAUUUCGCCUUUCCCUGAGUUAGGCGGGAAGUCCCGCUAUCCGGAUAGCAGGCUCUUUGCUAGUCCAGUACGUGGUACAAAACCGCAAUGGUGGAGAACAAGUUUAAGGGACUCACCGAGACAAGACAAAAGAAGGUUUACAUCAGUUAAAAUGGUAGUUUUUUUUGCCUUGCUUUUUUUCUCUUGUCCCAGUGCGUCCCUUGUUCUCCUGCUUGGCGAUUUUGUACCACGUGAAUGACUAGCUGCGCAUGCCAAAAGCCUUAAUUUUUCAGGUGUCACAGCUAAAGUUUAACAAAAUGCAGUGAAGCAUUCCUAUUCUCUCAGAGCGUUUGUUCUCGCCUACGUUUAUACAGACUGAAUAAACCAGGAGAUGUUGCUUCCAAGUUUGGAAUUUCUUUUAAGAAAAAGUUUUAUUUUUUUUUUACAAUCCGUCUCUCUUUCAGGAAUCCGUUAUGCUUUUUUUAAGUUAUGCGGCAUGACUUGUUGGCUUACAUUAACGACGGGCAGCGUCGUUCCGUUCAAAUUAUGCCCUGUCCUCGGUGGCUCUUCCUUGCUCUUUGGAAUAUUUCAUUGCCAUGCUUGCUGUUCUCGAAUAUCAAUGCAGGUAUGUCAUACAAGUGAAGGAAAAGAAAAGGUUAAAACUUUAAGAUAGACAGACUUUAUACCGGCGCACUUGUCUUGUGCAACGUAUAUAUUACGUUAUUUACCAAAAGCGUGCUCAAGGAUAUGGGAGGAUAUUGGCCAAUAAGUUGUUUGUUUAUUUUAUUUGGAUUUUAAUUUUUCUUCUUUUUUUGGAGAGAGACUAAGUCGAAAACAACUAAUCAUGAGGUCAAAAAACAAAAACAAAACGAAAACAAACAAAAACAGAUAAGGAAGAUAAAAUGAGGCCACAAUUAUCCAGCCAUCUUAACCAAAUUUUAAGAUAGGAAAGUAAAACAAGCUCAAAUUGCUUCAAAAAUGACAGAGAACACAAACCACAGCAAAAGUAAGUUUAUUCAUGGUUUAUUUUAAUUCUUUGCCACACGAUGAACUCAGAUUAGGCGAUGGUUAUAUAUAUUUUUGUUUUCAUUUUUUUAGCAAACGCAUGCGCUCACAUAUUGAGCUUGGUAUGCCUGUGGUAAAUUACAGGGCAGUUCAGUCAGUCAACCAAACUAAUAAACUUCCGAACGUAAGCUUAAGACCGCUUAAUUAUCAAAUUAUAUUUUUGUUUAAGGAGACGAGUGUUCCUUAUAUAAUUAGGCAACAACAACCUCUGCCAUUUAAACGCUUCGUGCAUCACCAAAGCGGGUUCAUUUCGCUGGGUGUGCAACUCAGGAUUCAGUGGUAACGGUUUUGACUGUAGCGAUAUAAAUGAAUGUUCCUUUGGUACACGUCUUUGUAGCAGUACAGCAAACUGCCUCAAUACACCCGGCUCGUACAAGUGCAGUUGUUCAGCGGGUUUUACAGGAAAUGGGAAGUCAUGUCAUGAUGUCGACGAGUGCGCAAGCGAAACUCACAACUGUCAUGAGCAUGCCUCGUCCAGAAACACCGCUGGUUCCUAUGAUUGCAAAUGCAAUCAGGGUUUCUACGGAUAUGGGCUCAGCUGCACAGACAUCGACGAAUGUUCUUCGCAGAAUUACAGCUGUCACUCAAAUGGGAAUUGUGUGAAUUUUCCAGGAUCGUUUAAUUGCACUUGCCAGAAUGGAUUCACAGGAAAUGGUUUUGACUGCAAUGAUAUCGACGAAUGUCUUCUGAAAGAGGAAUAUUAUUUUUAUUUUAGUGGAAAUCAGUCAUCUUGUGUUAAUUCGUUUGGCUCUUUCUCUUGCAGCCCAGUCUGUAAGCUGGGUUUUGCCGCUAAUGCAAGUGGAUGCGUGGACUUCAACGAAAGCGAGCUCAACGUACAUAACUGUUAUACGAAGUCUUCAUGCAUCAACUCGGACGGUUCUUAUCACUGUAAUUGUCUGCAAGGAUACACUGAAGAUGGUUUCAAUUGCACUGAUAUUAAUGAAUACACCUCUAACGUUCACCCUUGCAGCAAAAAUAGAACAUGUCGCUACACACCUGGGUCGUACUAA
Molecule: messenger RNA, 9191 nt
Organism: Porites evermanni
Lineage: Eukaryota; Metazoa; Cnidaria; Anthozoa; Scleractinia; Poritidae
Source: the annotation of a GenBank genome assembly